This is a messenger RNA of Paramuricea clavata, 1898 nucleotides long. The record is from the annotation of a GenBank genome assembly. Lineage: Eukaryota; Metazoa; Cnidaria; Anthozoa; Malacalcyonacea; Plexauridae.
AUGGAAAUUGCCGCAUCACUCUUUCAUCACUUUUCUUCAAAUAACUUAUUUAGAAUAAAUAAAAGUCAUAGUGCAGACGAAGAACCUCCAUACAACUUCAGGCAUGUACUCGAUUUUACGGAACAAGACGAGUUAUUUAAGGUAUGUUGAUUGAAAAUUACAUAAUACAUACACUUAGUCUUAAGUCCGUUUUCCACUCACGUAUUUCGCCGCCGUUGGCGAAAUAUUUUGACAAAGAAAUCAUUUUUUUACAUUCAUUCGCCGCUGAAGAAAUUUGUUCUCCUGCUACAGUUGCUUAAAUUUUCAACUUCUGUUUGACCUUUCGUUGACGGCGCGAAAGAACAACAAAUGAACUUUUUCGGUGGCGAAAUACGUGAGUGGAAAACGGGCUUUAGUGCACUGUGAACUAUAUUUCAAAUAUGGGAUUUUCAAAAUUAGUCCAGAAAGUAUAAAGAAGUAGUGAAGUAAAGAUUAGUGCAUUGUAUUCUCCGGGACGUUUUCAGAGCUUUCGAUAUUGUUUGAAAUAGUCAUAAAUGUUUUGUUGAUUUGAGUCCUGAACGAGAAUCAGAUUUUCCAUAUAUAUAAGAGGGGAAAACGGUCCGCUAGUGCCACAGAAGAUCCAACAUGAAAAAUAAAUGUAGGCGGCAAUGCAUAAACCGAAGCAGAAAACAAAAUUAAACUAUCCUUUUACAUUAUAGGAAACGAUAAACAAACAGACAAAUUCAAGAAGUAAAGAUAAUCCUGAAGCCACGCUUGAUGCGCUUAUGCAAGUUGCAUCUUGUGAAAAUGUAAGUUUUUGAUUCCCAUUCUUGUUAAAGUUUAGUCCACUGUAUUGUUUUUUCCCCCCGCUAUCCAUAUUAUAUUAAUCUAUACUGCUUAAUUUUAUUCAUUCCUAGGAGCUUGGGUGGAAUCCAUCCAACACAACGCGUCGAAUUGUGUUGAUAGCAACUGACGCUCCUUUUCAUAUAGCUGGUGAAGGAAGGGUAAUUCUAGUUAUAUUACUUCGCACAAAUAAUCAUUUAAUUGAAGGUCAGGGAGACAGGGACUACGUCUUCACCAUAUAGUUCAAUCCCAUUGUCUUUGACAUGUUGCACAACAUCUUUCUUCACUGUAUUUACACAUCCAAUUUCUUACCACGAAUUUUACGUAAAUAUAGUCGCUCGACUCUUAUAAGGCGCCCCAAUUGUUAUUCGUAUUCUUUCCAAUAAAAUAUAAUUACUGUACUUACAGAAUGUUGAUGAAAUUUUCAUUCAUGUUUAUAUAGUUUGGCGGAAUUGUCCAUCCUAAUGAUGCCAAAUGUCAUCUCUCAGAACGAAGAAAUGGCUCAAGGGAAUAUUCUGGCUUAGAACAGGUUUGCAUGCAUAUUGAUUUCAAAAUAUAAGCUUUCCUUUCAACGGUCAUUGUAAACAACUUUAUAUGCUUAAAUAAUAAUUAAUAUUUAGGAUUACCCAACGGUGAACCAGGUUUAUCAAAAGUUACGUGAAUCCAGAAUUCAACCAAUAUUUGCCGUUUCACAUUAUGAAAGAAAAACUUUCAAGGUAUAGUCACAGAAUUGGUUUCGUGUAUUUGAAACAGUAGGUUGUCAGCGUUGUCGACAUCUAGCCCUGCACUAACUUUCAUAACUUGAACUUUCGAUAGGAGUUAGCCAACAUCUGGAAAGACCUGGGAGCAACUUACGAAGAAUUAAACGAAGAUUCAAAUAACAUUAUCGAACUUAUUGAAAAGAGCUAUAAGGUAUUGUGUAUAAAGGAACUUUUCUCUCUUCUUGUUUUUCUCAAAUCUUAGCUUCUCAAGUCUUGAGCCUCAAAUAUUAACUUCGUUCGACACUUAACAUGUUAAUUUCGUUCGACACUUAAGGUCAUUUUAAAGGCCCGUUUACACGGGCGAUUUUUGCUGCG